GUCCCAGCUCCUCCUCCCCGCCGUCAUGAGCCUGCAGGUGCCAGAGAGGUUCUGCUCUCGGCCACCCCGUCCGUUUGGAGUCGGCCUACUUUGGGCGGUGGCUGCCGUGGUCCUCUACAGAACGCAAGGGAAAGUCUUGACGAAGGAUGUGGCGGUGGUGCUCGACACGCCUGCCACUCUGGUGUGCUCCUUGUUGGUGGCCAAGGAGGUCUUGAGCGUCACUUGGCAGAAGCUGGAGGCCGGGGGCCCCGACAACGUGUGCACCUUCAGUCACUCGCAUGGCAAGGUUAUCGAUGCCAGGUACCGGUCCAGGGUGGACAUCUCGCAGGGGCUCGACGAGUCCAUCCUCACCUUUAGGAAGGCCCUGCUGCAGGACGAGGGCUGCUACAGGUGCAUCUACAACAUCUUCAACUCGAGGCCGAUUCAGAACCAGGCCUGCCUCACCCUCUAUGUUCUGCCCUCAGCGUCCAUCCGCUACCAGUUCGUCAACGGUCACCUGGACGCAGCCUGCUCGGCCACCGCCCGGCCACCUGCGCUGGUCUCCUGGAACGUGAGCGGAGUGGAGGGGGAGAGCCACACUGAGAGCAUCGCCCACGGCAACGGGACCACGACGGUCACCAGGACCCUGCAGUUGAAGGACUCGGAGAGGCCGCUGGGGAAGGAGUUGGUCUGUAAGGUGGUGCACCGUGGGAACGUGACUGAGCUCAGGACCACCGUGAGGAAGAGUGAUCGCGUUUCAGUUCCGCUGCUCCUGAGCUUCCUUUCCGUGCUCAUCCUCGUUGCCCUGAUCGGGGUCUUGUUGUUCUGGAAACAGCGCCUGAAGACAAGCUGCGGAUCAUAGUGGGACAGUUCUGUGCUGAACCUCCCCCGGGCCCGCAGGAGACCGAAGCUGAGGGCAGACCCCAGGACCCAUUUUCUACCAGGAGUCUCGAUCGCUGCUCUUCAUCUCUUAUUAUCCACAUUUCUGGGAGCGAAUUGGGGCCGUGUGUCCCUCUAUGUGCUCUGCUGGAGCUGGUCUGUAGGGCUGAGGGGCUGGGGAAGGGAAAAUGGGAAAGACACGACAAGCAGGAAGAAUGAUGGGAGGGAGAAAGCCAUUUUUACUUUUCUGCCCUAUUUUUUCCCGGUCAUUCAUUCAUUCAAUAGUAUUUAUUGAGCGCUUACUAUGUACAGAGCACUGUACUAAGCGAGUUUAGUACAUUGUACUAAGCACCUAAGGACGAACUCAGCCCUUAGUUCUGCUUGGUGUUAGGCACUCACUCUUUCCCAAGCAUUUUGCUCAGACCUGGGGCCAUUCCUCUCCAUUCCCCUAGCCCACGUGGUUGAGGUAUGAUCAGGGACAGGGGACUACCGGGUUGUUGUGCACCCGUCUCGACCGCUAUCCCGCACACGUGCACAGUCGUUUCUUCUGCCACCUGGCACGCCAGGAUCUCCUAGUCAAGAUCACAUUCAGGGAGUCCAGGGUGAGCUAGAUGAGCCAUUCAGGCCCACCAGAGAAUGACAAGAAGAACAGUGAAUUCUGAAGAAUAAAUUCUUUGCCCCCAACA
Messenger RNA from Ornithorhynchus anatinus (platypus), 1544 nucleotides. Its product is annotated as OX-2 membrane glycoprotein-like. The transcript is spliced from 6 exons. Gene Ontology annotation, molecular function: cell-cell adhesion mediator activity. NCBI's taxonomy places the organism in Eukaryota, Metazoa, Chordata, Mammalia, Monotremata, Ornithorhynchidae. The coding region runs from base 26 to 841 and encodes 271 amino acids. The record is from RefSeq and is a predicted model, not a curated record.